Cryptotermes secundus is the source of this 656-nucleotide messenger RNA. RefSeq lists its product as uncharacterized. The transcript is spliced from 3 exons. The coding region runs from base 84 to 443 and encodes 119 amino acids. NCBI's taxonomy places the organism in Eukaryota, Metazoa, Arthropoda, Insecta, Blattodea, Kalotermitidae. The record is from RefSeq and is a predicted model, not a curated record.
CCUACCAUUUAUAUUUCAGAAUACAUUACGAAGGAAACACAGCAGUUGAGGAAGCUCAAAGAAAGCGAAGCAAGACACACAUCAUGGUUACCAAACCAGUGGUAUUAUUUCUCGUUGCCCUUUGCCUCCUCCAGGUGUUACACGGAGGGCUGUCUGUACCUGGAGUGUUCCGCAGAUCCGUAGAGGUGGAGAGUACGUCUCAGCCCGUGAACACAAGCAUUCUGACCAACGCACAGGAAACUACCCCUAAGACGCUGGAAGACUGGAAGAUUAGUUUCGAAAGUCUGUUCGAAGAAUCGAGACAGCUGGAAGGUUUGAUGCAAAGUCUGAACAGAAGUCUGCAAGGACUGUCUUCUGCCCUGGACGAAAUAGGAAAUACGCUACAAAACGCACUACAAAAUUCCACUAGAACAAGUUCCUCUACCACACCUCUUCCAACGUAGCAACCCUCUCACGGAAUAUAAAAAACAACAUUGAAAGCAAUUUACUCUGCUCGUUUUUCCGAAAGAUCCGUGGUUCAGUGGCGCAGUGGUUCACAGGCUGUGUUACUUAACCUCUACUGAAUAUUAUAAUUGCAAGAGGUGAAUGCUAUAUAUUCCAAUAUUAAUUUAAGAUAAAUACAAUUUAUGAUAUUAGAUGCUGCUCUACUUCUUGGA